CCAGUAUGCAAGAUCCUGUCAGUGGAGUUGGACCUCAUAGACUGCGGAGUAGAUCACGCGCUGGACGUGCCCGAGGGUGACGUGGAGCUCAAGCAGUUCCCCUGGGUCGGGGUACUGUUUUACAGCUACUACGGCAUGGAAGGAGACAGUAGAUCUGUGAGUAACGUUGUGUUAAUUCACAAAGAGUUUGUCGUCGCUUCCGCCGCUGACAUAGGACCCAUGCCUAAGCAUAAUUUCAGGCGAAAUUCGCGCGUCCUUCUAGGCGAGGCUUGGGACCGACCAGGGCGAAGAGUGAGGAACUAUGUACUGCAUCCAGAGUACGGAGAGACAUACAACACGUUAGCUUUGGUGCAACUCAAGGAUCCCAUCAGAGAUUUGACAAUACGACCAGCGUGUCCGCCUCCGAAUCUGUUGAGAAAUCCUAAGUUUUACGUCAUCAAAAUGAAGGAUGACGUGGAAGCACUUGAAAAAGAAGUGAUUCCUGUACUCCAUAUUCCCGGAAAAAUGUGCAAGGAGUUUUAUGUUGCCGCCAAUCUAUACAGUAAAAUGCAGCGUCCCCCCCACGUGGCGUGCGCCGUGUCGGUCGACACGAAGAGUGUUUGCGUGUGGGCAGCCGGCGCCGCCCUCGUCUCCCGCGACACCUGGGGACGAUGGCAACUGUUGGGCCUAGGCGUCCGCGGCCCCGGAUGCGGCGCCCCCUCCCGCUACCUGGACAUGAUGAGCUACUACCCCUGGAUCGAGCGCAGCCUCGCCGAGUUCAACCGGGUCACCAUCUCCAAGAUCAGCAAACAGAAAUAUGUGUUGCGAUCAAGCCACGCCUACCAAAGAUUCGGCUCUUGUGAUCCAGAGGAGAAAAUUAACUUGGUGUUCAGAGAAUCUAUCGUACUGCGGACGGACAACAAUCGGUACCAGUUUUUGACGUACAAUAUGAGUAUUUUCGAAAGUGUGGAGUACACUUGUCUGACCCUGGAGCUUACCAACGCGUCAGCUGUGUCAGAAAUGAGGGUCAGGCAUUACUGCCCAAGAGUCAGCUAUGGUCCUGCUUGCUACUUCCACAAAGGUUCCCUUUUCGAAAUCUCGGUCUACAUCAUGUUUUCCGACAAAUGCCUGUUCGAGAUGUUCGCUUGGGGAUACAAGAGGAAUAUGACUCUGCUCGACAUCCAAGAGUGGAAGUGGGAGGAGGGCACGUACUACGAAGACUUUACCAUGAAACGAGUGGAGUAUAGAGGACCUACGUACAUGACAGACUUUGGUUACGAACCUGUGGACCAUGGGAUGUGGGUGCCUGAGUAUGAUAUUUGGACGACUACUGAAGUGGACAAUAGUACUACGCCCACACCGCCGCCUAUAAAUGUGAGCCGAAAACGACCUCGCAGACCAACGACGAGCACGAUGACUACGAAGAGAACUAAAAAGACACCCAAGCGAAAAACUAAAACGACUACAACUACACCUACGACGACCAAAACAACAACAACAAAACCAAAAAAGGGAUAAAACAUAAACUACCGCGAUUUGUACACAUAUCGAUGGCGCAAUGGUCACCAUACUGGACUGCCGAACCUGAAGUCCCGGUUCGGUCUACAUUUAUGUGAUGAUGAUUUUAUGAUUUGUUUUUUAUUUGUAUUCGUGUAUCUUUGGAUGCAGAAUUUCUUGCUCUAUCAAUAUUGUUAUAAUAAACAGUGGCGGAUUUGCAAAUUUGCCGCUAGUAGGCCAUUCAAUUUUUGCCGCCCCUACUGACUUUUGAAAUUCAAUACGUUAGUUUAAUCCCUAAGAAAUUCAAUAAGUAUGAUUGUAAACUUAAUGAUAUUUCUGUCAGUUACUAGAUUAUUUUUGCAACCCCCUGUGUACUGAAGAGUUUAAUGUUGACCUAACAGUGGCGUAGCGUGGCUAUCCUCCACCCGGGGCAGGAGGCAAUUUUGGCGCCCCCAAGUUUUGGGUACAAUUAUGUAUUGGCACAUGCAGCCCUUAAAAGGUUGUGGGAAUCUGGUUUUCAGGUUUACAAUUGUCAUUAACAAUACCACUGCAACCGAUAAAGUGAACAGAUUUUGAUAAAUAUUUUUAGUGCGCUCGCUGGCGCGAUGAUAGAGGAAAUAAGCAAAUGUAAAUAGGCGCGAGCGAAGCGAGCGCGAAAUUUUUCUAGUUUAUGGUCUGAAAAAGUCAUUGGAGCCAAAGGCGUCUCUUAUGUAACUUAAGCUUGUGUAGCGCCCUUGUGCAUUCAUUACCUAAGUGGCCCCUAUGUAUUGAAAGAUUGUGAUUAAUAUGUAUAUCAAAGUGCUUAGAAAAGUUUAUGAGUAACCCAAACUAACGAACUUAAAUAUCUAUAACAAUGUUUAAAUUUAGUAAAAGAUGUUGAUAGUCAACGUAGAAGACACAUGCCAUAUGUAAGGAGCGCGAGCGAAGCGAGCGCGAAAAUAUUGUAGUCUAAGGCCUAAGGACACGAAAUAAAUAAAAACCACUGUAAAUUAACAAAGCAAAGUCAAAAAGUAAGAUAUGCAUAGAAAUUAAGUGCAAGUAUAUAAGAAGCCGCGAGCGAAGGGAGCGCGAUUUUGUCCUUAGAGUUAUUAUGAAGUAAACAUAUCAUAAAAAGCCAAACUGAACAAAAAGCCAUAAGGGAUGUGCGUGAAAAUUUUUUUUUUCGGAAUUGAGUGCCUCAACAAUUAAACAAAGAUAAACC
Helicoverpa armigera (cotton bollworm) is the source of this 2677-nucleotide messenger RNA. RefSeq lists its product as uncharacterized. The transcript has 11 exons. Gene Ontology annotation, molecular function: serine-type endopeptidase activity. Lineage: Eukaryota; Metazoa; Arthropoda; Insecta; Lepidoptera; Noctuidae. The annotation marks the transcript as partial. The record is from RefSeq and is a predicted model, not a curated record. Gene Ontology annotation, biological process: proteolysis.